Dermochelys coriacea (leatherback sea turtle) is the source of this 1815-nucleotide messenger RNA. RefSeq names its product STAM binding protein like 1 (gene STAMBPL1). The transcript is spliced from 11 exons. The record is from RefSeq and is a predicted model, not a curated record. Gene Ontology annotation, biological process: protein K63-linked deubiquitination. Lineage: Eukaryota; Metazoa; Chordata; Testudines; Dermochelyidae. Gene Ontology annotation, cellular component: endosome; membrane. Gene Ontology annotation, molecular function: metal-dependent deubiquitinase activity; protein binding; K63-linked deubiquitinase activity. Bases 131 to 1561 code for a protein of 476 amino acids.
GGGAGCCGCCCGCCUCAGGCUCGGCCCCUCGCAUCGCGUCCCGCUGCAACGCACCUGCCGCUCGCAGCCCCCCGCCCGCCGCGGAUGCGAGCCCCAGCCGCCUGCGCGGGGAGACCAGCCCGGCUUCCUGAUGGAGAGAUUGAAAAGAAAUAGUAAUCUUCUUGGUUUGCAGACUGUGGGCAACAUGGAACAGCCAUUCACUGUUAGUUCAUUGAAAAAGUUAGCAGCUAUGCCUGACCACACAGAUGUUUCAGUGAGCCCAGAGGAGCGAGUACGUGCCUUAAGCAAGCUUGCCUGUAAUAUCACAAUCAAUGAGGAUAUUACGCCACGUCGUUACUUUAGAUCCGGAGUAGAGAUGGAGCGCAUGGCAUCUGUAUAUCUGGAGGAAGGAAACCUGGAGAAUGCUUUUGUUCUAUAUAAUAAAUUUAUAACCUUAUUUGUAGAAAAGCUGCCCAGUCACCGAGACUAUCAGCAAUGUUCAGUACCAGAAAAACAGGAUAUCAUGAAGAAACUGAAAGAAGUUGCAUUUCCAAGGACAGAUGAAUUGAAGAAGGAUCUUUUAAAGAAAUAUAACGCAGAAUACCAAGAAUAUAUGCAAGACAAAAACAAGUGUAAAGCUGAAUUCUUAAAGAAACUGGAACAGCAGAGGCUGAUAGAAGCAGAAAAGAAGAGAAUUGCACAGAUGCGACAACAGCAACUUGAAACAGAGCAGUUUCAGUUCUUUGAAGAUCAGCUUAAGAAGCAAGAACUAGCCAGAGAUCAGAAAAUUAAAGAGAAUAUGGUUAUGUCUGAGCAGAUUGAUGGAAGUGUGUUGUCUUGCAUUUCUAUGCAUCAGAAUAACUCCUUAUCUACCACAUUUUCUGAGAAAGCCAGUAAGAGUGAUGCCUCUGUUUCUGCUGGACAAUCCCCUCCAGUAAACCAGGCCUUAAAGCCAGCAGCCACUUUAAGCACUGUUCAGAAUCAAAUGGCUGAAGCACUCCGAGGUGUAGUUUUACCCACAGAUCUUUGUCACAAAUUUCUGCUGCUAGCAGAGGCAAAUACAGUAAGAGGAAUAGAGACAUGUGGAAUUCUCUGCGGAAAACUGAUUCAUAUUCAGCAUUUGUUCAUUAGAAGACCAUUAAUUCAAGUCAUCUUCCUACCAUGUGUUUUACAGACACAUAAUGAAUUUACUAUUACCCAUGUAAUAGUGCCAAAGCAGUCUGCAGGACCAGAUUACUGCGACAUGGAGAAUGUGGAAGAAUUAUUCAGCAUUCAGGAUCAACACGCUCUCCUCACUUUGGGUUGGAUCCAUACGCAUCCAACACAAACUGCAUUCUUAUCCAGUGUUGAUCUUCAUACUCAUUGUUCUUAUCAGCUAAUGUUACCAGAGGCUAUUGCAAUUGUUUGUUCACCAAAACAUAAUGACAUUGGGAUCUUCAGACUUACUAAUGCUGGCAUGCUUGAAGUUUCUGCUUGUAAAAAGAAGGGGUUUCACCCACAUACUAAGGAACCUAGACUAUUUAAUAUCUGUAAACAUGUAGUUGGGACAGAAACAAAAAUAAUUGUGCUGGAUCUGAGGUGAUGCUGAUGGAAGAUAAAUGGCCUACCAAACAGAUGCCACAUAUAGAAAAAUGGCUGCCGGAUUUUCCAAUGAUGUUUUUCAGCAAUUACGGAUGUUUUAUAUUUAUACAUUUUAGAUUUAAUGGUUUGAUAUUUAUUGCUCUUGCCAUUUUCAAGUUUUGUUCUGUCAAGACAGAGUUCACAGUGAAAUAAAACAGAAUCUGUACAUGUCUCUGAAUAAUAUGAUACAACAAUAAAGUGAGCUUCAAACAACAA